This is a messenger RNA of Cyclospora cayetanensis, 1173 nucleotides long. Its product is annotated as V-type proton ATPase subunit d 1. Gene Ontology annotation, cellular component: proton-transporting V-type ATPase, V0 domain; vacuolar proton-transporting V-type ATPase complex. Lineage: Eukaryota; Apicomplexa; Conoidasida; Eucoccidiorida; Eimeriidae. The transcript has 11 exons. Gene Ontology annotation, molecular function: proton-transporting ATPase activity, rotational mechanism. Gene Ontology annotation, biological process: vacuolar acidification; proton transmembrane transport; vacuolar transport. Bases 1 to 1173 code for a protein of 390 amino acids. The record is from RefSeq and is a predicted model, not a curated record.
AUGGAGCUCUCUCUGUUUAACGUGCACGACGGGUACCUCGAGGGGAUCGUGAGGGGCCUUAGGGGGUCAUUCCUCACGCGUGAAGACUACAAGCGACUCGCCAAUGCCGAUACGCUUGAAGAUCUACGGACGGCUCUGGAGGAAACAGACUACGGAUACUUCAUGCAAGAUGAGCCGCUGCCCCUGGCCAUCCCCACAAUUGCCCAGAGGGCACGCGGCAAACUGACUGCGGAGUUCAAGUACCUCCAGUCUCAGGCGUACCAGCCUCUUGGCAAGUUCUUGGACUACAUCGCGGCAGAUAAGAUGGUGGAUAACAUGGUGGGCCUGAUCCAAGGCGCCUUAAACCGCAAGCCUGCUGAGGAGCUGCUAGCUCGCUCAGAUCCCUUGGGAUACUUUUCAGAGAUGCGCGCCAUUGCGCAGAUGGACUUUUCUGCCUCGUAUGAGGAACUCUACCGAAGCCUCCUAGUGGAUACUCCUGUCGGGAGAUACUUUGAGGUCUUCUUGGCUAACAGUGCAGCGCAUGCAACGGGAGAAGAGGGCGGCCACACCAUGCAGCAGGUUGAGCACAUUAUGACGGAAGCAGACAUUGACUUACUGCGAAACUCCCUGAAGAAGGGAUGGCUCGAAGACUUCUACGGCUUUGUACAGACCCUGGAAGACUCCACAACACGGGAAGUCAUGACGCAUAUCUUAAAGACCGAAGCCGACUUUAGGGUGUUGUCUUUGGCCAUCAACUCCCUCAACACGGAUCCCCAGCAGCAGCAGCAGCAGCUCGAGAGGCACGCGCUUUUCCCUUGCUUCGGCUACCUUUAUCCGGAUGGGACUGAUAGGAUCCGCAAGGCGUGGAAUGACUCAACCCUUCGCGCUGCCCUAGAGCCUUAUCCACGCUACUUGAACGUCUAUGACCAGUGCCGCGCCUUCUACAUCGGUGACGAAAGAGAAAAGGCAGACUUGACUGCCCGAUUCAAGUCGCUGGAGGAUUUAUUGUACCGGGAGAUGGUCCACAUGUGUGAAAUGGCCUUCGAGCAGCAAUUUCAUUACGGUGUGUUUUACGCUUGGGUAAAACUGAAGGAGCAAGAAAUCAGAAACAUCGUAUGGAUAGCGGAAAUGAUCCUGAUGAAGCGGAAAGAGCAUAUAGACUCCAUUGUCCCUCUCUUCGAGCCGAGGAUUUGA